Molecule: messenger RNA, 948 nt
Organism: Cotesia glomerata
Lineage: Eukaryota; Metazoa; Arthropoda; Insecta; Hymenoptera; Braconidae
Exons: 3
Biological process (GO): detection of chemical stimulus involved in sensory perception of smell; sensory perception of smell
Cellular component (GO): plasma membrane
Molecular function (GO): olfactory receptor activity; odorant binding
Source: RefSeq, a predicted model, not a curated record
AUUUCAGAUCUUGGAAUAUUGACAACAAUACGUACAGCAGUUUACUACCAGAAUAUUGAAUUAGCUUUCUUCGCAAGUGUGUUGAGUGUUGUAUUUUCUUUGGUAUUCUUUAUAUCAUUAAAAGCAUCGGAUGGUUUGGCGUUUUUUAUCCAGUUUUGGGCAGUAUUAACAUGCUGCAUAUGGUUCGCGUUAUUUGAUAUUCUGGUACUAGGCUCGAUAAGAUGGAUCAAGGUUCAAAUAGAAAUUUUACAGAGCAAUUACAGAAACUGCGAACCUGCCACUGCUGAGCGAGAUAAUUUUUUGAUAACUGAGGAUACGUACAUACAAAUCGAGAACUAUGAAUAUUUUAAAGUAAGCAAAGGACAGUACGAAAUAAAGGUAUUUGCUCCGUUUGAAACCGAAGAGAUAAAUGUUGUCGAAGAUUCAUUUAUUUUGAGACUAAAAACUUGUAUCAAACACCACCAAGGAAUUAUCAAUUGCAUCGAUAAAUUCAAUGGUACAUUCAGCCUGACAUUGCGCUUUCAAAUGUUGACCAGCAACGCAGUCAUGUGUUUUUAUAUCUAUCAAGCCAGUUGGGCGAUCAAACACAACAAAAGUAUCAUAAAAUGUGUGAUAUUAUUUUUUGCCGUGAUCACCGAAUUAUUUUAUUACUGUAUUUUCGGGACUCUACUAACUCUACAAGAGGAAGCGCUUCGAGAUAGUCAGUACAAUGUACCGUGGCAUAAUUACCUCAACCGAGAAGUUGGUGAUCUCUUGAUAAUUGCACUGAUACAAUCCGUAAAACCACUUGAGAUAAGAGCUGGUUAUUUUUCUGUUUUCUCGGUCAAAACAUUUUUGUCGGUGCUGCAGAAGGCAUCUUCAUUCUAUGCGGUCCUUAACACGGUGAUGGAUUAAAUGUAUUUGAUUUGAAUUUUUGUUCAUCUGGAAGAUACUCGUCAUUCAGUUGAU